GCUAGGUUGGAAGUGAACCACAAUGGCUGCUGUCGACUCAGAUGAUCCUCCAAACCCAAGCUGCAAAAUCAUGACUUUUAGGCCUUCAAUGGAUGAAUUCAGGGACUUCAACAAAUACGUGGUAUACAUGGAAUCACAAGGUGCACAUAGGGCUGGUGUUGCAAAGGUUAUCCCACCGAAGGAGUGGAAGCCAAGAAAACAUUAUGAUGACAUUGAAGAUAUGGUGAUUCCUGCUCCAAUCCAACAGGUGGUCACUGGCCAUUCGGGGGUUUUCAUACAGUACAGCAUCCAGAAAAAGCCAAUGACAGUGAAGGAGUUCAAGCAGCUAGCCAACAGUGUCAGAUACCACACCCCAAAACACAGAGAUUAUGAAGAUCUGGAGCGUAAAUACUGGAAGAAUUUGACUUUUGUGGCACCAGUUUAUGGAGCAGAUGUCAGUGGGAGCCUUUAUGAUGAAGGUGUUGAUGAAUGGAACAUUGCCCAUCUUAAUACAAUAUUGGAUGUUGUAGAAGAAGAGUGUGGAAUUUCUAUUGAGGGUGUAAAUACACCAUAUCUGUAUUUUGGCAUGUGGAAAACAACAUUUGCAUGGCACGUUGAAGACAUGGAUCUCUACAGUAUUAAUUAUAUCCAUUUCGGGGAGCCAAAGUCAUGGUUUGCUAUUCCUCCAGAGCAUGGCAAGCGGUUUGAAAGACUAGCUCAAGGGUUCUUCUCAAGCAGAUUUCGAGCAUGUGGUGCUUUUCUUCGCCACAAGAUGGCACUAAUUUCUCCAUCAGUAUUGAAAAAGUAUGGAAUUCCUUUUGACAAGGUUAUACAAGAGGCAGGAGAAUUUAUAAUCACAUUCCCAUAUGGAUACCAUACAGGAUUUAACCAUGGAUUUAAUUGUGCAGAGUCAACAAACUUUGCCACCGUCCGAUGGAUUGAUUAUGGAAAAGCAGCAAAAUUGGUAAGUUGUACUGCAGAAAAUUGA
Messenger RNA from Acanthisitta chloris (rifleman), 967 nucleotides. Its product is annotated as lysine-specific demethylase 4C-like. NCBI's taxonomy places the organism in Eukaryota, Metazoa, Chordata, Aves, Passeriformes, Acanthisittidae. Gene Ontology annotation, biological process: chromatin remodeling. Gene Ontology annotation, cellular component: nucleus. The coding region runs from base 23 to 967 and encodes 314 amino acids. Gene Ontology annotation, molecular function: histone H3K36 demethylase activity; histone H3K9 demethylase activity. The record is from RefSeq and is a predicted model, not a curated record. The transcript has 7 exons.